Messenger RNA from Nilaparvata lugens (brown planthopper), 707 nucleotides. Its product is annotated as secretory carrier-associated membrane protein 1-like. NCBI's taxonomy places the organism in Eukaryota, Metazoa, Arthropoda, Insecta, Hemiptera, Delphacidae. Gene Ontology annotation, cellular component: trans-Golgi network membrane; recycling endosome membrane. Gene Ontology annotation, biological process: protein transport. The record is from RefSeq and is a predicted model, not a curated record.
AGUAAUGUUGGAGUUGGAAUCUGAUAAAUGAUUUUAGAUAUGUAUAAAAAAUUACACGAAUUGAUGUAAAAUUAUGUACACUAGUAACUGAUUGAAUAGAGAUUUAAAUUUUACACGGUUUUUUGGCUUUAUUAAUUGGACGCAAAAUGUCUGGAUUCGAUGAAAACCCAUUUGGUGAGCCUACGUUGGAUAACCCUUUCGCCGACCCUGCAAUUCAGCAAGUAACCAAUCAGACUACAAAUGUUCAGCGGGGCCUCGAUGAGUAUAAUCCAUUUGCUGACCACCUUCAGCACAGCGUCCAUCAACUGUGGUACGGAGCGAGUAAUCCUCCCGGCUACGGCUCGCAGACGCAACAGCCGGCCAUUAUGCAUGCCACCCAGGAGCUUCCUCCCCCCUACUCCCGAACGGCCCAGCAACAGCAGGCUGCCCAAGCAUCACAGUUCACCACUGCUGAACUCCAGAGGGAAUUAGAGCGCAAACAAGAGGAAUUAGAACGCAAAGCAGCUGAAUUGGCCAGGCGUGAAGCAGAACUAAGAAACGCACCCUACAAUGUUAGAAGAAACAACUGGCCUCCUCUGCCUGAGAACUGCUGUGGGUUCCAGCCUUGCUUCUACCAGGACAUCAACGUCGAAAUACCCACCGAAUUCCAGACGAUCGUGCGCCAUCUUUAUUAUCUGUGGCUGUGUGAGUAGAUCAAUCAGUCAUUA